AUGUUCCUGAGAAACGGCGAUGUCGAAAAGGAAACAGGGAAAGGGACCGAGAGAGCGGAGGCGGUUCGAGAGCUUGGGCGGUGGGUCGUGGGCCGAGAGGGUGCUAAGCAGCUGUGGAGAUUGUUGGAUGUGACUCGUGUUGUCGUCGACGUGUUGUUUACCGGUGGACUGGGGGUACAGGUCGUGAGUAACGCCGCCGGCGUGGCAGACAGAUCGUCAAAGAGCAAGACAGGGUUCGAAGACGAAUCGCUGUCACAAGGAGGAAGGACGGCCGAGCAACAAAAUGGAGCGAAGGAACUCGGCAUUGGCCGAAGCGAAGGGGAAAGCACAGGAGGGGCCUAA
Sporothrix schenckii 1099-18 is the source of this 342-nucleotide messenger RNA. RefSeq lists its product as uncharacterized. The record is from RefSeq and is a predicted model, not a curated record. Lineage: Eukaryota; Fungi; Ascomycota; Sordariomycetes; Ophiostomatales; Ophiostomataceae. Bases 1 to 342 code for a protein of 113 amino acids. The transcript has a single exon.